Messenger RNA from Trichomonas vaginalis G3, 525 nucleotides. Its product is annotated as organellar and viral DNA polymerase type B. The coding region runs from base 1 to 525 and encodes 174 amino acids. The transcript has a single exon. NCBI's taxonomy places the organism in Eukaryota, Parabasalia, Trichomonadida, Trichomonadidae. The record is from RefSeq and is a predicted model, not a curated record.
AUGGACAUCUUUUAUAGCGAUACCGACAGUAUGCAUCUCUACAAUGAAGAUAUCCCUCGUUUAGCUGAAGAGUUUGAGAAACGUUAUGGAAGAGUUCUCAUUGGUAAAAACCUUGGUCAAUUUCAUAGCGACUUUGCAGAAAUAACACCUGGAAAACAAAGUUUAGCAUACAAGUCAAUAUUUUGUGGAAAGAAGACUUACAUAGACUUACUCACUAACGAUUUAAAUGAAGUUGCAUUCCAUGCACGUUGCAAAGGUGUCAAACAAGACGUCCUUGCUUUAACAGCUAAUGAAAUGUUUCCUGAAGCUAUACAAUGCUAUUACAAUGAAGAUAAAGGUUUAAUGGUUCCGCAAGGAAAAUUUGACAAAGACUCUGAGUUCAGUGUUAUGAAACUUUACAAAGCACUUCAUGAUGGUCAAGAGAUUGGAUUUGACUUAUGUAAGUCUUCUAGUCCUUGCUUUGCUGAAAAGUUUAACUUUUCUAUUCAGACUAAGACUUCAUUCAUAAGAAAGCUUAAGUUCUGA